UCGGUCUCUGAAACGCUUAUGAUUGCUUCGGCUUGAAGAUGGAGAAGCCGGCAACGGCUAGUACAUGGUCAAAUCUAUGGACUUCUUUAUCGGACGACAAUUUGAAAGGGUACAUGAACACCUUUCAGGAGGCCGAAAAUGUGCGAAAGGCUUUCGAGGUGGAAAAGUCCUUGACUUUUGUUUCGGGAAAAAAGAAUCUCUGUUCGGAAAACACGAGGGCAUACCAAAGAAAUCAAGAGUAAGGUUUUAUGAUGUUGGAAAUGACGUAGUGCCUUAUAAUGGUAUGCCCUUCAUCAUAUGUUCCAAGUAUGAGAGGAACUGUGUUUAUGGAGUGGAUAAACACAAGCGGGCCACGGAAAAACAAAAGAUUUUGAAUGAAGAUGAGUUGAAGGUAAAGUUUUCUUUCAAUUACCCGGUUAUCAAAGGCAAAAUAAUAAAGGUCCUGUAA
Pecten maximus is the source of this 448-nucleotide messenger RNA. RefSeq lists its product as uncharacterized. The transcript has 2 exons. NCBI's taxonomy places the organism in Eukaryota, Metazoa, Mollusca, Bivalvia, Pectinida, Pectinidae. Bases 65 to 448 code for a protein of 127 amino acids. The record is from RefSeq and is a predicted model, not a curated record.